Messenger RNA from Echinococcus granulosus, 1347 nucleotides. RefSeq lists its product as hypothetical. Bases 1 to 1347 code for a protein of 448 amino acids. NCBI's taxonomy places the organism in Eukaryota, Metazoa, Platyhelminthes, Cestoda, Cyclophyllidea, Taeniidae. The record is from RefSeq and is a predicted model, not a curated record. Gene Ontology annotation, molecular function: DNA-binding transcription factor activity, RNA polymerase II-specific; RNA polymerase II cis-regulatory region sequence-specific DNA binding. The transcript is spliced from 6 exons. Gene Ontology annotation, biological process: anatomical structure development; regulation of transcription by RNA polymerase II.
AUGACCUGUGUGCAUGCGUGCGUGCGACUGUGGGAGGUGUUACGCUCCGGUGCCGAAUCAUUGGCACGCGCUUUGAUGGAGCGUAGUCCGAGAAAGAUACCUGAUUACUCUGUGGCAUCACUCACACCACCCCUACCAAAUAUCCAGCCUCCAGUAAAUAGCAAUUCAGAUCCGUGUCCACUUCCAGUACCGCCGCCUCCAACCUUCACCUCAACUUCUUCAUCCCUAUCGCCUUUUUCUCAUUUCUGUGAGGAACCGUUCUCUUUGGCGUUGGCCCGGCUUGCUCUUAAGCGAUUGAUAGACUUACAGACAGCAAAUCCUCUCUCUUCUCCUCCAACUCUUCCCCUACCACCUCCACCACCAUUUCCCCUUCCCAUGCCUCCACUGGGUGGUGGAGAUCCUGGCAGUCCUUCCUGGUGCGCCCAGUCCCUUCUCAUGAACCCCGCAAAGAUUCACGAACUACCACAUCCUUCCCUUUUGCUUUCCGGGGCUCUACCGCCAGCUGUUUAUCGAAGAGCCAUGAACCAAAUUUUGAGUUCACCACCACUACCGCCUCCACCUUUGCCUUCACCACCACAAAAUCUCUCAGCACGAUCAAAGAGUGCCUCGCAAAGUGUGGAAAUUGUGAAUCUUUCGACAUUAACGUCUACUAAACAGACCCCUUCCGGCUCCGACCGUGGAUCCGCUAUAAUUUUUGAGGGUCAAGGUCGUAUCAAUCAGUUGGGUGGUAUGUUUAUCAACGGACGCCCGCUACCUUACAAGACCCGAUUGAGGAUCGUCCAGAUGUCAAGAAAUGGCGUACGACCGUGUGAUAUCUCACGCCAACUGAAGGUGUCGCAUGGCUGUGUGAGCAAGAUUCUUCAACGCUUUAACGAAACUGGAAGCGUAAGUCCGGGUGCAACAGGUGGAGCUCGAAAGAACCGUAAUCAAGGUGGAUACUUAAGUCGAUCUCAAUCAACCUCUUCGUCCUCCUCUCUCUACACCCACGGCCGCAAUUCCCAUCAGGAUCGUCAAUUUUUUUCCACCACUGUUGCAAACCCUCCCACUAGCUGGAACGAACAAUGGUCAUUCAUUACACCACCUCUACCCUUUCAAAACCCCGAAGUCACAACCCCGAGAGGUCAACACGAUCCUCCACAUCAUUCACAGAUCAAAUCAACUGCAGAUUCACCACUUCUGCUACAACCGAAGCUCAAGUUCUCCGCUUCCAUAUUGGCCGAUGUUAGGAGUGAGGGGGUCGGUGGUGAUGUGCAGGUAGAGGAUGGGAGACGAGAGAAGCGCCUUUUCUUUUCUCUCUCUCCCCAAUUCCUCUUUUAUCUCUCCGCUAGUGGCAACGUAAGGGAGUGA